CAGUCAAACUCCAAAUUCAAUGGCCUCAAUAAGCAGCUUAGGUGAAGCUUCCAUAGUCAUAUUUUCCUCUAUCAUCUUUAUCCUUUGUUUCCACCUCUUCAAGAAACCUCAUAAUAAAGGCUUCCUUAGAAACUGGCCAGUUCUUGGGAUGCUUCCUGGUCUGCUCAUGGAGUUCCAUCGGAUCUAUGACUUUAGCGUAGAGAAUCUCGAGGCGUCUAACUUGACGUUUGCAUUCAAGGGCCCGUGGUGUUUUGGAAUGGAUAUGUUGUUCACGGUUGAUCAAGAAAAUAUUCGUCAUAUAAUGAACUCACACUCUUCAAAUUACACCAAAGGUCCUGACUUUAAAGAAGUAUUUGAUGUUCUUGGAGACGGGAUACUAACCGCGGACUCGAAGCUAUGGAAGAGUCUGAGGAAAGCUUCUAAAGCCAUGGUCGACCACCAAGGGUUUCAAAAGUUGUCAAUGAGUACCACGAGAAGAAAACUCAAUGAUGGGCUUGUUCCUCUUUUCAAUAAGAUAGCGGAGGAAGGAACGGUCGUGGACUUGCAGGACUUGUUCGGGAGGUUCAUGUUCGACACAACAUUAAUGACAGUAAGUGGGUGUGAUGAUCCUAGAUCUCUAUCCAUUGAAAUGUCAGAGGUUGAUGAGUUUACUAAAGCUCUCAACAAUAUAGGAGAAGGGAUUAUGUAUAGGCAUGUUAAACCGAAGUUCUUGUGGAAGUUGCAAAGAAGGAUUAGAUUUGGACAAGAGAAGAAGUUGUCCAAAGCUGACGCCACUUUAAAUAGAAUGUGUGCAAAACUUAUAUUAGAUAAGAGAGAAGAGAUAAGAUCACAAGAUUUUACUCACAAUUUUAAUGAUGAAGGUGAUGAUCUUUUGACAUCCCACAUGAAGCUAGAUGCAACCAAGUACGAGCUCUUGAACCCGAACGAUGAUAAGUUUCUUAGAGACACCAUGUUAGCUUUCAUUCUAGCGGGGAGAGAUACCACUGCUUCUGCUCUCACUUGGUUCUUUUGGCUUUUGUCCGAAAACCCUCAAGUUGUCGCUAACAUUCGCCAAGAGAUCAAUAUAAAUCUACCAAGAGUAACCACUGGUGGUGAUGGUGGCCUAGAGAGGCCGUCUUAUGAUGUUUCUAUAGAGUUCUUGAACAAACUGGUGUAUUUACAUGGUUCCUUGUAUGAAGCAAUGAGACUUUACCCGCCGGUUCCAUUCGAGCGUUUGUCUCCCGUAAAACAAGAUAAGCUUCCAAGUGGGCAUGAAGUGGACCCAAGUAUGAAGAUUUUAAUCUUUGUUUACGCGUUGGGGAGGAUGAAAGCAGUAUGGGGAGACGACGCAUUGGAAUUCAAGCCGGAGAGAUGGGUUUCAAUGACAGGAGGGUUGAUAAAAGUUCCUUCCACCAAGUUCUUUUCGUUUAAUGCGGGUCCAAGAGCUUGCUUGGGUAAGAAGUUAGCUAUGACUCAAAUGAAGACAGUGGUCGUGGUCCUCGUGGAGAUACUACAAAACUAUGAUAUCCAAGUUGUUGAAGGCCAAAAGAUUGAACCAGCUCCUGGUCCUAUUCUUCGCAUGAAGCACGGGAGGAGAAAUCGAAGCUCGUGUAGAUCGAAACACUCAGAAACAGAGCAACGAAGAAGAAGCAAAAUCAAUGAAAGAUUUCAGAGUUUAAUGGAUAUAAUACCUCAGAAUCAGAAUGAUCAGAAACGAGAUAAAGCUUCUUUCUUAUUGGAGGUUAUAGAGUAUAUUCACUUUCUACAAGAAAAAGUUCACAUGUAUGAAGAAUCUGAUCACCAAAUGUGGUAUCAAUCCCCAACCAAAUUGAUUCCUUGGGGGUCUGUUGCGGAGCACAAUGGUCAUCCUCAAAUCGUUAAUGAUAACGUUGCUGCUUCUUCCGGUUUGCUCUCGGCCGUGGAUCCUGAUAUCGAGUCAGCAGUUAAUACCAAGAUUCUUGAAGACUGUCCUGUUUCAGCAGUUUCAUCGUAUCUACCAACCGAGCCUUCGCUGCAGUUUGUUCAGCAUGACUUUUGGCAACCGAAACCAAUCAAUUGCAAUACAGAUGAUUUGUUCAACUCAAACGGAAAUAUAUCACCCAGCUUGUCCACUUGCUUCUCUUCCUCAAUAGGUGGUGACGCCGUUGUGGUACUACACACUCUAACUGAAGCACUUAAGUCAUCGGGUGUUAAAAUGCCAGAGACCAUGAUAUCUGUGCAGUUAAGCCUUCGGAAAAGAGCAGAUUGCGAGUAUUCUGUUGCUGCUUUUGCUUCUGAGGAUAAUUGUAAUAGCAUCGCGGAUGUAGAAGGAGAUUCUCCUACUGAAACUAGAAGCUUCUGCAGUGAUAUAGAUCACCCCCAGAAGAGAAUAAGAAGAUAAAAGAUCUGGUUUUUUAUUUUCUUCUUUAUGACCACUGUUUGAUAAUUUUGUUACUUUCGGCGAGUCAAGUUCAAUUCUUUCCAGAGUAUCAGUAGGUUUAGAUUGGUGUAUAUAAAUGUGAAUCACUACUUUUAUCGAGCUGAAACUAUUCUCAUGAUUUAGUAAAGACUAAGUAGAAAAAUGUAGCAAGUUUCACAAAUCCAUAACAAGAGAUUGCUUUAUUUAAUGGUACUUUUCAAGUAUAUGGUCUAAUAGAUAUGUCACUUAUUG
Messenger RNA from Arabidopsis arenosa, 2629 nucleotides. The record is from the annotation of a GenBank genome assembly. Lineage: Eukaryota; Viridiplantae; Streptophyta; Magnoliopsida; Brassicales; Brassicaceae.